Messenger RNA from Raphanus sativus (radish), 276 nucleotides. RefSeq names its product dolichyl-diphosphooligosaccharide--protein glycosyltransferase subunit 4C. The coding region runs from base 1 to 108 and encodes 35 amino acids. NCBI's taxonomy places the organism in Eukaryota, Viridiplantae, Streptophyta, Magnoliopsida, Brassicales, Brassicaceae. The record is from RefSeq and is a predicted model, not a curated record. The transcript has a single exon.
AUGUUUGACGACCAAGACCUCGGAUUCUUUGCCAAUUUUCUUGGCAUUUUCAUCUUCAUUCUCGUCAUUGCUUACCAUUUCGUCGUCGCCGACCCUAAGUUCGAAUGAAAAACUGGUGUUUUUUUGCUGGAUUCCGACAAAAGAGAAAAAAAAAACAGUUUAAAUGUCUUGGAAUCAGCAUGUCAUUAGCAUUCCAUAGAGUCAAGAUGUUUCAUUCAGUUAUGUAAUAUGACAAAUGUGGUUUUUGAUUAAUACAUAAAGAGACUUGUUUUCAUA